UUACAGGGUUUGUCGUCAUUGUGACCUUUGCCCUCCGUGCCGCGCUACGCGUGUCGCGUGUGUUAGGCAGCAUGGCUUCAUCGGCGAAGCGGCGAGCUGUGGGACUUGGGGAGAAUCCGGAGGAGGGAGACGGGGAGUCUUCGACAGAGGAGUUCGACGAGGAGAGCGAGGAGUCUGAGGAGGACAUCAACGAAGAGGUAACUGUGGAUUUCGAGGCCCACACCAUCUCGGACAACCAUUUCAGUGGGAUAAGGAAACUGCUGCAACAGCUGUUUCUGAAGGCCAGCGUUGAUGUUUCAGAGCUGGCUGAUAUCAUCAUACAGCAGAACCAUAUUGGCAGUGUGGUCAAGCAAGCAGAGAUACCAGAGGACAGUGAUGAUGAUGAUGAUGAUGAUCCAGAUGAAGUUUUUGGAUUCAUCAGCUUGGUCAACCUCACUGAAAGAAAGGGUGUUCCAUGUGUGGAGCAGGUGAAGGAGCUUCUCCUGAGCCAGUGUGAGAAGGUGUGUGCCCAAAGUGUCACAGAAGAGCUGGAGAAGCUCCUGAACAACACUGACAGACCAGUGGGCUUGCUGCUGUGUGAGCGCUUUAUCAACGUGCCACCACAAAUCGCCCUGCCACUGUACAAGCAGCUGCGAGAGGAAAUAGCUGAAGCCCAGAGGACCAAUAAGCCCAGCGGGAAGUGCCACUACUUCCUCAUGAUCAGCAAGACCUGCAUGGCAGCCAAGAAGAGCAGUUCCAAGAAAGCUGGAAAACAAGAGGAGGAACUGAUGUUCUCCAACGCCGAGGAAGAGUUCUUCUGCGAGCAAUCCACCCUGAAGUUCAACUACUCGGUCCAGGAAGAGGCCGACUCCUGUCUGGGUGGACGCUGGUCUUUCGACGACGUCCCCAUGAAGCCAUUCCGCACAGUGAUGUUAAUCCCCACGGACCGGAUGGGCACCAUUAUGGAAAAACUCAAGGAGUACCUGACUGUGUGAAAUUUGGAUGCACAAUUGAAGAAGCCCAUCACGUUGUUUGCUUUGUGGCACCCAUUAUGGACAGACUGAGCAUCUUGUAACUGGGAAGGGUGCAGGAACUCAUGCCAUUGGCUGUCAUUUGAAAUUAUAAGUAUCUAUGAACUUCACAUGUUUGUAUGUAAAAUAUUAAAUUCUUGGACAAGAUAUUCUUAU
Molecule: messenger RNA, 1166 nt
Organism: Scleropages formosus (Asian bonytongue)
Lineage: Eukaryota; Metazoa; Chordata; Actinopteri; Osteoglossiformes; Osteoglossidae
Gene: bccip
Product: BRCA2 and CDKN1A interacting protein
Exons: 7
Coding region: 72-974 (300 amino acids)
Cellular component (GO): nucleus
Source: RefSeq, a predicted model, not a curated record